CUUACGGUUCCAACAGUCACAGUGACAGAGAACUAAAAUGGAGCAGCACGGAUUACAACUGGACCUUAAAAUGUUUUCCUGUUCGAUCUGCCUGGAUCUACUAAAGGAUCCAGUGACGAUUCCCUGUGGACACAACUACUGUAUGAACUGUAUUAAAACGCACUGGAACAAAGAGGAUCUAAAACAAACCUACAGCUGCCCUCAGUGCAGGAAAACUUUUGCUUCAAAGCCUGAUCUGGAGAAGAACACCAUGUUAGCAGCUGUGGUGGAGCAACUGAAGAAGACUGGAGUGUACGCUGCUCCUGAAGCUGGACCUGAAGAUGUGGCCUGUGAUUUCUGUACUGGAAGGAAGCUGAAAGCCAUCAAGUCCUGUUUGUUCUGUCUGGCCUCUUAUUGUGAGAAACACCUUCAGCCUCAUUAUGAUGUGGCUCCACUAAAGAAACACAAGCUGGUGGAGGCCAUGAACCUCCAGGAGAACAUCUGCUGUAGUCACAAUCAGGUAAUAAACAUGUUCUGUCGUACUGAUCAGAAGUGUAUCUGUAGUCUCUGUUUAAUGGAUGAACAUCAAGACCAUGACACAGUGUCAGCUGCAGCAGAAAGGACUUUGAGGCAGAAAGAGCUGGAGGAGAAACAAGGAAAUAUCCAGCAGAGAAUCCAGGACAGAGAGAAAGAUGUGAAGCUGCUUCAACAGGAGGUGGAGGCCAUCAAUCACUCUGCUGAUAAAACAGUGGAGGACAGUGAGAAGAUCUUCACUGAGCUGAUCCGUCUCAUCCAAAAAAGAAGCUCUGAUGUGAAGCAGCAGAUCAGAUCCCAGCAGAAAACUGAAGUGAGUCGAGUCAAAGAGCUUCAGGAGAAGCUGGAGCAGGAGAUCACUGAGCUGAAGAAGAAAGAAGCUGAGCUGAAGCAGCUCUUAAACACAGAGGAUCACAACCAGUUUCUCCACAGCUACCCCUCACUGUCAGCACUCAGUGAGUCUACACACUCAUCCCUCAUCAAUAUCCGUCCUCUGAGACACUUUGAGGAUGUGACAGCAGCUGUGUCAGAGCUCAGAGAUAAACUACAGGACAUUCUGGGAGAGAAAAGGACAAACAUCUCAUCACCAGCGAUUGAUAGUGACCAGAAAAUAAAAGACCCAAAGAGCAGAGCCGACUUUCUAAGAUAUUCAUGUACCAUCACUCUAGAUCCAAACACAACACACACACAGCUUGUGUUGACAGAGGGGAACAGGAAGGUCACACUUAUCAGUCAACAUCAGCCUUAUUCUAUUCACCCAGAUAGAUUCACUGGUUGUUGCCAGGUUCUGAGCAGAGAGAGUCUGUCUGGACGUUGUUACUGGGAAGUGGAGUGGAAAGGGAGAGGAGGGUUUGUUGCUGUUUCGUACAAGAGUAUCAGUAGAGCAGGGGGGGAAUGUGCAUUUGGGCGUAAUAGCAAAUCUUGGGCUUUGGAUUGUUAUCAAAAAACAUACACAUUUUAUCACAAGAAAAAUAAAACCCCAAUCUCAGGUCCUGUUUCCUCCAGAAUAGGAGUGUACCUGGAUCACUCAGCAGGUAUUCUGUCCUUCUACAGCGUCUCUGAAACCAUGAAUCUCCUCCACAGAGUCCAGACCACGUUCACUCAGCCGCUACAUGCUGGAGUUUGGAUUUACUACACCAACGUUACAGCAGAGUUCUGUAAACUCGGGUGGACUUGACUUUAGUGGCUGUGAGUUCAAGUGAAUCGAAACAGUCUUUUACUAGCUGCUUUUAUUUCUAUUUGGCAGUUUAAAUAAAAAAUGAAGAAAAUAUUGAAGUUUUGUCUAUAUGUCUUUCUCGUUGAAUUUUUCAUUUUAUAAAAUGUUAAGCAUUUUUUUAACCAACUUUAGCAUGUCAGUUAAAUCAUUAAAGUGCUAAUUAGGUAUUCUUUCCAUUCUAAAAGACUGAUUAGAAAAGAAAUAUAUUUGUGUGGGGUUAAAAACUUUUUUAUCACUGCUUCUGUCUGCUUGAACCCCAGUCGGUUUCAGCAGAUGGCCGCUCACACUAAGGAUCUGCUGGAGGUUUCUUUCUGU
Messenger RNA from Cyprinodon variegatus (sheepshead minnow), 2044 nucleotides. RefSeq names its product tripartite motif-containing protein 16-like. Lineage: Eukaryota; Metazoa; Chordata; Actinopteri; Cyprinodontiformes; Cyprinodontidae. Bases 38 to 1690 code for a protein of 550 amino acids. The record is from RefSeq and is a predicted model, not a curated record. Gene Ontology annotation, molecular function: zinc ion binding; protein binding. The transcript has a single exon.